GGGGACCCGACCGACCGACCCCAAACGAAUGCACCUGCACCUGCACCUGCACUGCACUGCACUGCACAGACGCACGUCCAUUGUCUGCACCUCACGCUCCAAGCCAUCACGACCAGCAGUUGGCUCGGCUCUCUCUCCCCUGGCUCCCUCCCCCCGGCGGCAGGCAAGCAGACCCGGUCCUGGAUCCUGGACAGACAGAUAAUACCACAGUAGGCCUGUUUCGGGCAGUGCGUUUCGACAACUUGACGCCGACGAGCAGGGAGGAGAGGGGGGGUGCAUCGAGCGCCUCGCCUUUGAUUGCUGAUUCGCGCCCUGAAUCACGGCCCGCACCCAUCCGUCCAUUCAUCCAACCAUCCAUCCAACACAACCAACCAUUCGCGCCUAGCAGGUAGUCCUGCUGCUUCCUGCCGCUGCUGUUACUACUGCUGGCCCAGGCUGUAAGACGAACGACCCCAAGCCUUGCGUGGGGUCGCUCUCGUCUGUCUGUGCCUUUGGUCCGUCCGUGGUCGGUCGUCCCAACAGCCACCGCGCACAUACGCGGGCGACUUUGUCAAACGGUCAGUAUAUAUUCGCAACGCCGGCGCCCUGCCGCUCCCUUCCCUUUUCGUUUUUGCUGCUUGCUUCCUUGUACCACUUUCAAUAGCAGUCAAGUCACUUGCUCUUUCCAAUCUCUCUCCUCCUCUUCGUCCUCCCACCACCCCUCGCCCUGCGUGGCAACUCCUCCACCUUAAAACAUCAACACUACAACAUCGCCAAGGGCAUCGCUCGUCACAAACCAUCCCCCAUCAGCAACCAUGCUCGGCUCCAUGCUGACCGCCACAAGCCUGCUCGGCAUGGCGCACGUCGCGUCGGCCGCCGGCAGCACGCUGUUCGUCUCGUCGUACAACAGCAAGGUCACGACGCUCAACGUGGGCGCCGACGCCUGCAAGGCGGGCUCCCCCGUGCCAAAGCUCCAGACGGUCGCCGAGUCGUCGGGCUGCGGCGAGAGCCCUUCGUGGCUCACCCUCGAUCACACCAAGGGCCUGCUCUACUGCGUCGACGAGCAGCUCCAGUCGAGCGGCGGCGCGCUCGCCUCCUUCAAGACCAAUGCCGACGGCAGCCUCAAGUCUUUGGCCAAGGUCAACACGUCUUCGGGCCCCGUCAGUAUCGCCGUGUACGGCAAGGGCGGCAAUGGCCUGGCCCUUGCGCACUACGGCGGCUCUGCCUUCUCGACGUGGGACGCCACGGACCCCUCCCACCUGGUCAACAUCCAGACGGAGACGUACAAGUUCACCAAGCCGCCCGCGGAUCCGCCCCGCCAGACCGCACCGCGCCCGCACGAGGCCUACCUCGACCCGACCAAGAAGUUCAUCGUCGUGCCCGACCUGGGCACCGAUGAGCUGCGCCUCUACGCCGUCGGCGCCGACAGCCUGACCACCACCAAGCUCGAUUCGGUCGCCGCGCCAGCCGGUUCUGGCCCGCGCCAUGUCGACUUCGUCAAGCGCGCCGGCAGCACCUUCAUGUACCUCGUCACGGAGCUGUCGAGCCAGAUCGUUGGCUACAAGGUGACGUACCCGGCCGACGGCAAGAUUGCGUUCAAGCAGCUCUGGGUGAUGAGCGCCCACGGCUGGGACAAGCCUACGCCCAAGCAGGCGUACGCCUCGGAGAUUGUCGUCUCGCCCGACCAGAGGUUCGCCAUUGUGUCGUCGCGCAACGAAAACAGCUUCACGGUGCCCAACUUCGACCCGUCCAACUCGACGCAAAUCGUUUCGGAUCCGCUCAUCAACUUCCGCAUCGACGACGAGGGCGGCCUCACGGCGGUGCAGGAGGUGGCGGCGGGCGGCAAGUACCCGCGACAGUUUUCCCUCAACAAGGCCGGUACUCUCGUGGCCGUGGGCCUGCAAAAUGACAACCGCGUCGCGCUCAUCAAGCGGGAUCCGCAGUCGGGCAAGCUGGGCGGCUUCGUGGGCUACACGGAGCUGGGCGGGCAGAUUACCUCGGUCAUCUUUAACGAAUAGAGGGAGGCGCUGCGCAAUAGAGCGUACGUUGUCGUAGAGCCGUGCAUGAUUAUCCGUAGAUAGUUUUUUUUUUCUCUCGGUAGAGGAAAUGACACGCAUAAAUACACUCCACGGGAGGAAAGGG
This is a messenger RNA of Purpureocillium takamizusanense, 2121 nucleotides long. RefSeq lists its product as uncharacterized. The record is from RefSeq and is a predicted model, not a curated record. The transcript has 3 exons. Gene Ontology annotation, molecular function: 6-phosphogluconolactonase activity; protein binding. NCBI's taxonomy places the organism in Eukaryota, Fungi, Ascomycota, Sordariomycetes, Hypocreales, Ophiocordycipitaceae. The coding region runs from base 795 to 1997 and encodes 400 amino acids.